UUUCCUUUUCAAUUUUCAUCGACUGUAUGGUUGAAAGAGACACACCCAACCACAAUCCACAAACCCUUUAUAAGACCCUCAUUUGCCUUACAUUUCCGUCCUUCCCACUUCAAAUUUUUUAGAGGAAAAGACUAAGUUUGGAAAAAGAACCACCAAAAAAAAAAAAAAAAAAAAAAAAAAAAAGAUAUGGACAUGAAGAAGAAGGUGGUGGAUGUGUCUACUUUCUUGCUCUUUGAAGCCACUGGUGAUUCUGAUGAGGCUGAUAGCAAUUGUGUCGACUCCACCAUGGUUGAUCGUGAUGCAGAUCACUGUGACAUUGUGAUGGGUGAAGAUGAUGCUGAAUCAUGCAGCUGGGAUUUAUCUGAUGCCCCCACUGUACUUGAUCAUGAGCUGAUCAACGGUGGUGAUCGUGUUGAAGAAUACGUUUAUGAUGAUGAUGGUCGUCAUAGGGAAGAAGAAGAACAAGAAGAUGAUGAUGAUGAUGAUGAUGUAGUGAAACCAGUUUAUCAAGCAUGGGGUGGUAAUAAUAAUCGUCUAAACCACCAGAAAUCCUGUGUUUCUGUGGAUUCGACUCGGGAAUUCGAGUUGUUAAACGAGAUGGAGAAGAACAGGAUAUUCUGGGAGACUUGCUUGGCAUCUUAGAAAGUCUAUCCGAUACUUGCAAUUGGGAGAAGGAAUAAACUUCUUGUUCCUCUUUUUCUUUGGCCAAGCAAACUUCCCUUUUUUAGAUUUUUUUUUUUUUUUUUUCGUUUUUGGGUUUUGAAAAAAAAAAUGGUGGUUGGGCAGUGAAAAAUGUCAAAUAUAUAUAUAUAUCACGGUAUAGAUGCUGACAAUUGUAAAUAACAGUUUUUCUGAAUGAUACUAUGAACUUUUUUUUU
This is a messenger RNA of Ziziphus jujuba (common jujube), 878 nucleotides long. RefSeq lists its product as uncharacterized. NCBI's taxonomy places the organism in Eukaryota, Viridiplantae, Streptophyta, Magnoliopsida, Rosales, Rhamnaceae. The transcript has a single exon. The record is from RefSeq and is a predicted model, not a curated record. The coding region runs from base 187 to 642 and encodes 151 amino acids.